CGGAUGAUCGUGGGCGGCUGCUAUGUGGGAUCCCGGGCGAAAAUAAAAGAUGACAACUGCAGCCAGACCCACUUUUGAACCCGCAAGAGGGGGAAGAGGAAAAGGAGAAGGUGAUUUGAGCCAACUGUCAAAACAGUAUUCAAGCAGAGACCUUCCCUCUCAUACAAAGAUAAAAUACAGACAAACUACUCAGGAUGCCCCUGAAGAGGUUCGUAACCGUGAUUUCAGGAGAGAGUUGGAAGAGAGAGAGAGAGCGGCUGCUAGGGAAAAAAACAGAGAUCGUCCAACCCGAGAACACACAACUUCAUCAGUGUCAAAGAAGCCCCGCUUAGAUCAGAUCCCUGCUGCCAACCUGGAUGCAGAUGAUCCUCUGACAGAUGAGGAAGAUGAAGAUUAUGAAGAGGAGAGUGAUGAUGAUGAUACUGCAGCUCUUCUUGCAGAACUGGAAAAAAUUAAAAAGGAAAGAGCUGAAGAACAGGCCAGGAAGGAACAAGAACAAAAAGCAGAGGAAGAGAGAAUUCGGAUGGAAAACAUUCUAAGUGGAAACCCUCUCCUUAAUCUCACUGGCCCAUCCCAGCCUCAGGCCAACUUCAAAGUUAAAAGAAGAUGGGAUGAUGAUGUUGUCUUCAAGAACUGUGCAAAAGGUGUAGAUGAUCAGAAGAAAGACAAAAGAUUUGUGAAUGAUACACUGCGAUCUGAACUUCACAAAAAGUUCAUGGAGAAAUACAUUAAGUAGUGCAGUUUUAUGUGCUUAAUUAAAGAUGCAAAAUGUUAAGGAUCGGUUUGAUUUUCUUGUUGUUCUUUUUUCUUUCCCAAUGUAUAAAUUAAGUUCCAAAAUGUGUCUUCUUUCUAUUAUAGCACCUCAUUUCAUAAUAAACUUGGGAACUGGUCUCAUUGCUUUCCAGUUGCUGAAUGUU
This is a messenger RNA of Jaculus jaculus (lesser Egyptian jerboa), 917 nucleotides long. Its product is annotated as spliceosome-associated protein CWC15 homolog. Gene Ontology annotation, cellular component: catalytic step 2 spliceosome. NCBI's taxonomy places the organism in Eukaryota, Metazoa, Chordata, Mammalia, Rodentia, Dipodidae. Gene Ontology annotation, biological process: mRNA cis splicing, via spliceosome. Gene Ontology annotation, molecular function: RNA binding. The record is from RefSeq and is a predicted model, not a curated record.